CAUGGCGCCAGCGUACAGCUGGACUGCACACAGACGCCACGGCACUUAUUCAACAAGUUACUUCACUUACUAAACGCAGCGUCGCGAAGAUAUUUGUAGUUUUUCUUUUUACUUUUAUUAUUAUCCUAGUUCGUUUGUUCUCUUUGACAAGCAAAUACCAGACAUUUUGGUCAUCGUGGUCUCAAAAACUCACCUGCUUAGCAAAAAGAACAGACAGACUGGACUCGCUGUAUUUCUCAAAGUGAAAGAAAAGUGAGCACUGAGAUUACGCAGACGGGAAAAGUAUUUUUUCCCCAGAAAAACAAGCCAUGUAACUGUGCUCGAAAGGCUUUUCUUCAGGGGACCUGCAUCUAAACAUGAGCGAAAAUAACUGUCCACUUGAAGAAAGGGAUAGAGACAGACUUCCUCCUAUACUAAACCAUCAGAGCUUGGAUCGUGGACCCAAGCUCCCUUUCCCAUCUUACGGAAGUUUCAUCUCCACCCUGAAUCACAAAAGAGAGACAGGGAGCCAUAGUUUUUCCUCUCCGUUCCUGCUACCUGCAGUUAAACAAGUGAGAGAACUUCCCCCACUAUUUCCAGAUGUGAGACAUAAGCAUCGUAUCUCUAUUGAUGUUCUCCCUCCAGAGGUGAAAGCUCGUUUUGUUUCAGAGCCAAUUAUUCCCAUUCGAACCAAAACUGCCAAAGAGUUUCAGGACGAUGUUGAAAGGGCAACUAUCUCAGGGGAUUGGAAGCAAGUCCAUGAUUUCUACUUGAUCACAUUCAACUCCUUUUUGGAACUCAAUGGUGCCUUUAAGAAAGAAGCAAAUGCUCCCUUCAACACUAUUGAAGACUCAGGAAUAAACAUCAAAUUUGUCAAUAUUGUUUAUGAUGCCUUGCUCCACACGCCCGCGGACACUCAGAAAUCAGUCCUGAAGGGAAUUAUUAAUAGCUUAUUAAGAGAAUGGAAAGGGCCCCGCACAAAGGAUGACCUUAGAGCAUAUUUUGUUCUUGUGCAGAACCCUCAGUACACCAGCCCCGCCACAUAUGUCAUCUAUGCACACUUACUGAGGCAAAUAGCAGCCCUGGCUGAAGCAGACCACCAUUUCCUGAUGCACUGGUUUAAAAAGCUGCCCCCAAAGCGUUUCAAACAGCUGGUGGAGCGCUUGCAGCUCUUCAUCACCACUCGCCUAUUUCCUGCCAAGCCAGAAGACCUGCCGUCCAUGGCAAAGUGCUCUUGGUGGAUUCCCUCAGCCACUAAAGUCCUCUCCCUUCUUAAUGCAGCAAACAGCAUUUCCUGUCUCCCUAUUGUCCCUUUCACUGAUUUCUACAACCUAACCCUGGACCAUAUAGACUUUAUGGAGGAUUAUCACACGUGGCAGGCUCACGGAAAUUCAAACAGGUUCACCUUCUGUCAGUUCCCUUUCAUCCUGUCCACAGUGGUGAAGAAGGCCAUUAUCCAGAGAGACUCUGAGCAGCAGAUGAUCAGCAUGGCCAGGCAAACCCUGGUGGACAAGGUUUCUCGCAGGCAGAGGGUGGAUAUGAGUCUGCUGUUUCUCAACAUUAAAGUUAGGCGUCUGCAGCUGGUCAGUGACUCACUGGAUGAGCUUUCAAGAAAGCGAGCAGACCUGAAGAAAAAACUGAAAGUGACGUUUGUUGGGGAAGCAGGGUUGGACAUGGGUGGACUCACAAAAGAGUGGUUUCUUCUCCUGAUUCGACAGAUUUUUCACCCAGACUACGGCAUGUUCACAUAUGUGAAGGAGUCCCAGUGCCAUUGGUUCAGCAGCUGGAAAUGUGACAACUACUCCGAGUUCCGAUUGGUUGGAGCCCUUAUGGGCUUGGCUGUAUAUAACAGCAUCACACUGGACAUCCGCUUUCCCCCCUGUGUCUACAAGAAGCUGCUGACCCCGCCCGUUGUGCCGUGUGACCUCGACACCCCCGUUGGCAUGGCAACCCUCACCCUGGAGGACCUCCAGCAGAUUAUGCCUGUAUGUACACAAGCUGUGACACACAUCAUGGCAUAA
Molecule: messenger RNA, 2000 nt
Organism: Pimephales promelas (fathead minnow)
Lineage: Eukaryota; Metazoa; Chordata; Actinopteri; Cypriniformes; Leuciscidae
Source: RefSeq, a predicted model, not a curated record